Messenger RNA from Anoplopoma fimbria (sablefish), 2039 nucleotides. It is a transcript of the gene cwc27, whose product is annotated as CWC27 spliceosome associated cyclophilin. NCBI's taxonomy places the organism in Eukaryota, Metazoa, Chordata, Actinopteri, Perciformes, Anoplopomatidae. The record is from RefSeq and is a predicted model, not a curated record. Gene Ontology annotation, cellular component: catalytic step 2 spliceosome. Bases 252 to 1691 code for a protein of 479 amino acids. Gene Ontology annotation, biological process: protein peptidyl-prolyl isomerization; protein folding. Gene Ontology annotation, molecular function: peptidyl-prolyl cis-trans isomerase activity. The transcript has 14 exons.
UAAGUUACUGAUUUAAAUGUUUAUUUACAAAACAAUAAAGAAAUAAAUUUUUUUUAAAUAUAUGAUCACUCCCCCGCACUCGGAAGUAAACAAUAAGCUCACAUGUUUGGCCAACAUGGCUGUAGUUAACAAGCAUACUAUUUGUCACUGAAGGAAGCGAGUUAUAGAAAUAUAAUCUAUCUUUGUUAUAUUUUUAAGUAUCAAACAGUGUAAAAAACUAUUUGCUUUAAGUACAAAACGUCUGCAGCAGGAUGAGCAACAUUUACAUCCAGGAGCCGCCUUCAAAUGGAAAGGUGCUGUUGAAGACCUCAGCAGGCGACAUUGACAUUGAGUUGUGGUCUAAGGAGGCUCCUAAAGCAUGCAGGAACUUUGUGCAACUGUGCAUGGAAGGUUAUUAUGAUGGCACGGUAUUUCACAGAGUGGUGCCUGAAUUCAUUGUUCAGGGGGGAGAUCCCACCGGAACGGGAACGGGUGGAGAAUCCAUCUACGGUCGUCCAUUCAAGGAUGAAUUUCACUCCAGACUGCGCUUCAAUCGGAGAGGUUUGGUUGCCAUGGCGAACGCUGGCCCACAUGAUAACGGCAGUCAGUUUUUCUUCUCGUUGGGACGCGCCGAUGAGCUCAACAACAAACACACCAUAUUUGGAAAAGUCACAGGAGACACAGUCUAUAACAUGCUCAGACUGGCAGAUGUUGAAUGCGACAACGACGAGAGACCUUUGAAUCCCCACAAGAUCAAAACUGCAGAGGUGCUUCACUCUCCGUUUGAUGACAUUGUACCUCGUGAAACAAAGAAAGCCAAGAGGGACAAGGAUAAAGAGGAGGGAAAGAAAUCACAGUCAAAAGCCACAAAGAACUUCAGUCUGUUAUCGUUUGGAGAAGAAGCUGAGGAGGAGGAGGAGAUGGUGAAUCAAGUGAGCCAGACGCUGAAGGGAAAAAGCAAAAGCAGCCACGACCUUCUGAAAGAUGAUCCCAGGCUGAGCUCUGUUCCAGCGGUUGAUAAAAAAAAGAAGAAGAAGACACCAGGAGACACAGCUGAGACCGACGAUGCGGCCGAUGGCGAUGUGGAAGAUGACGUGGAUGCAGAUGAAGAGUAUGACUCGGAUGAGAGAGAGAAGAUGAGGGAGCUCGUCAGUAACAAGCUGAAGAAACUAAAAGAAGCAGAGAAAAACGCAGAGGAGGAGCAGCCAGAGAAGAAGAGCAGCCGCAGUGAUGAAUUGCGGAAAGAGGCGCGGCAGUUGAAGAAGGAACUACAGGCCAUAAAGCAAAGGAAAGAAGAAGGCUUUAAACCCGCAGUAGAUGAAGUCAAGGAGGUGGAUGAAAAGCCAAACAACGAGGCCGUGGCUGAGUUUCUGGAGGGACGAAAGAAGUACGAAGAGCAGCGGAAACAAAAACUGAAGAAAGGCUCAACCAGAGAACAACAGACACUGGCCCUCCUCAGUCAAUUCAAGUCCAAGCUAUCUUCAGCCAUCACUGAUGAGGCUCCAGAGGCCGACGUGGAGGAGCUGGCAGAGGACGACGACAAAGGAUGGAUGGGCCAUGUUCUGCAGUUUGAUGAGCAAACCAGAAAAGUCAAGGAUGCCAACAUGCAGGACGAGGACACGUUUGAGAUCUACGACCCGCGCAACCCCGUCAAUAAACGAAGGAGAGAGGAGAGCAAGAAGAUCAUGCAGGAGAAGAAGGCCAAGAGGUGAGGUCGGGAGGUCGCGGGGUCAGGUCCUGCCCAAGCCAUGUGACCGUAAAACUGGUCAAACGGCAUCUUGAGUGUCCGCUUCUCCAGCACUUCAAAACCCGGCAUUCUGCUGGCUCGAACAUCUGGAUUAAGGAUGCUGACCCAUACGAUCCCUGUAAUCUGUGAUGGAAAGGCUUCCUCACCUGGAACAGCUGCAGCCGGUAGACCUUCAGUGACUCAUCUGGAUUAAAGCCGUUGUCAUAGUAACAAUAAAGGUCUUCACAUCAUUACAUGUAAUGUUAACUUUUGUUAUGCCGUUCUUCUUCUGCUUAAAUGUGACUGUUAAACUUUCAAAUAAAUAGCAUUUAUA